AUGGGGCUUGGGAAGACGGUGGAAGUUAUUGGUUUGAUAUUAAGCCAUCAACGAGGUAAAGGACUUCCACCGAUUGUUGAAGAUGUGGCGAGAGAAGUUGAUAUAGUGAAAAUAAUUGUCGGUGAACUCAUCUCUACAGUUGUGGCUGCGACCGAUGGAUAUUCGGCAUUGCAAGAUAAAAUGAAUUCGAGAUAUCGUCGAAUGUUUUGUUACGAUAAUUUGGAAUUCAUGAAUCCAAAGAGAUGUAAAGGCAAGAAUAGCGUAUUGAAGCCGCUGACCAUAACUUGCACAGCAUGUUUCACGAUUUGUUCCCAGGAGCGAGUUUACUGGGAUCGAUUUUGUUCACAUGAUAUUCCCUUCUUAUGCCCAGAAUGUAUUCAUGGUAAGGUACGUGACAAUGCUUUAAGUAUUCCGCAGGAAAGUACGUAUCCAGUUAAAGGUACGCUUAUUAUUGCACCAUCAACAAUUUGUCAUCAGUGGUAUGAAGAGCUGAAGCGACAUGUUCGCGACGAUAUUAAAAUUGACAUGUACCGAGGAUUGGUUAAUGACGGUUACAAACAUCCAGAAUAUCUGGCAACUCAAGACGUUGUUAUCUGCUCUUUUGAGACACUACGACAGGAAGUAUAUUUUGUAGAAGCUCGGCCAAGGCUAGAUUCUUUACGACAUGGUAAAAGACAUCACAUUGCUCCUACUCCGCUGUUAGCUGUAGAAUGGUGGCGUAUUUGUAUUGAUGAGGCGCAAAUGGUAGAAAGUACAUCAUGUUCAGUAGCGUUAAUGUGCGAUGGUCUUAAAGCAGUAAAUCGUUGGUGUAUUACAGGCACACCAAUCACCAAUUCGGUGCAAGAUUUAUAUGGUCUUGUGCGAUUUCUGAGAAUACAGCCAUUUUGGAAUGAACGUUGGUGGCGCAAUGCAUUGUUGAAUCUAUAUCAAAUUGGUAUUGGAAAGCCAGUUUCGGAUUUAUUUUCUAAAAUAAUGUGGAGAAACACGAAAAAAACCGUUAGUGACCAGAUGCUUUUACCAUCAAAAAAUAGUAAUUUAACUGUUUUGCGGUUCACACCAAUUGAGGAGCAGUUUUAUCGUUCAACUUUAUCGAGUUGUCGCUUGAAAGUUCGUUAUAUGCCUUGUUUGUAUGGUUUGAGUACUCCAAUUUCAUCACUUCAUGGAAAAGACUUCGAAAAAUUAAUGGAGCCUUUGCAAGCGCUACGCAAAUUUAUCGUUUUUCCUAGUCUUCGCUUCCAAGAGUCAAAGGCCAAUGUUAGUACAGAAGAGAGCUUGCAAGAGGAAUUGUUCCGAAUGUCAACACAGCAAGCUGAAGUUCAUCAACGAAAUAUAUUAAUGUAUUAUAGUGGUCUGGCCGGAUUAGAAUGGCUUUGUGAAAGCGAGACUAAUGCUGCGAAAUAUUACAGUAGUGCGAUCAGUGCAAUGAAGGAACUAGAUCAAAUGAAUAACAAACUUGGGUUGAAAGGAUCAAGAUGCGCCUACCGGCAAUUGAGGUCGGACAGGUUACAACAAAUUCAUAUAUUUUCUGCCAUUUUGGAUUUGCUGAAGAAUGGUGUUGAGGUACGAGGUAUUAAUCAGAAAGAAGCUGAAGCUCAGUUAAAUUUGGCUUCUACGGGUUAUACUGAACAAACGGUAUCAAAUUUGACGCAGUCAUAUGUUGCUGCUAGCGAGUUCUUCUUGAAAUACCAGGCUACUUUAUCGAAGGUAAAAUCAAGUAUUGGAUGGUUAUAUGAAGCAAUCAAUUUGGUGAAUAAUGCUGGACAGCAACAUCUUUUCAUUGAUGCUAUUCGAACAGCGCUCGAGAAUAACGGGAUGCCGAACGUUCCGGCAUCAAAUUUAUUAGGCUUAAAUUUUUAUGUGGUAAGACGAUGGAAUGAACUGAUCGACUGUGCUAAGAAGGUGCUCUCGGAAACGAAAAAAAUUAUGAAAAAUAAUAUUAUGGAGGAGAAAUGGGUUGUCAUUCUGGAAACUGUCAUUGCAUGCCAUUUUUCACCGGCUAGUGGCAAGUUAUCGAAGAAUUGCUCGCUGUGCACAUGUAAUAGGCAAAUCAGUCAGUUGGAAUCCUUACUUUUCAUUAGAGGUUCAAAAACGUCUAAGGAUCAAGGUGUUGAUGAAACAGGUACAGCUGGAGAACAGAAAAUUUCAAGUCUCGAAAUAAUCAUUCGAACUUUUCUGGGAACACUUGUCCGAAUGCAAAAAGGGAUGCAAUGUGAUCUGGUUGCAUUAGGCAAAGAAGUAGUUGCUCAGUUGGAAGAGUUCAAGGCUUUAUUGGCUCUUUCAAAACGACUCUACGCUUCUGCCAAUGAAUACGCAGCUAAAAUUGAUGAGAUUCGCCAGUGUAAACUUCGCUUACAGUAUGCUUCAGUGGACGAUAUAACGAAAUAUGGCUCACGUUUACCGAUUAAUUUAAUUAUUCGAGGAACAGAAAACAACAAGCGUCAAACCGAUCUGAAUGCACUAGAAUUGGAAAAGCUAAAGCAAUCUCGUUGUUUAGCGAAAUUGCGUUAUUUGUCAAAUUUGCGUUCCCAACAAACACAUGAUUGUCCAAUAUGCUUAACAACCGUAAAGGAUGCGUGGAUUGUUUAUCCUUGUGCUCAUUACCUUUGUGUGCCAUGUUUUAAUCGGCUUACGAGACGAAAUAGUGCAAUUUUCAGGAAUGAUGCACUACUCGUAUGUGCUGUGUGCCGAGCUACAACCUACAUAAGUCAGAUUUCAUAUGUGCAAAGCAAAGCAUCAGAAAAAAAAACUCACUUGCUGGAUGUGCCAAAUGUGCAAUUAAAAAGAAGUGUUUCUGUUAAGGUUGAUGCUAUAAUACGACGUAUCAAAUCAAUUCGAUUACGAGAUCCAACAUCGAAAACGUUGCUGUUUACAUCCCUUUCAAUGCUUAUCAAUCCACUUUGUUGUGUGUUAUCCGAAAAUAAUAUCAAUUUUCGAAACUUCUUAGGGACAAAUCGACAAAAAAUCCUUGCUGAUUUUCGAUUGAAACCUGAAAUUGAACUGCUUGUUAUGCCGAUGAGUUCGGGUGCACGUGGUUUGAAUCUUACCGCUUCUAGUAAUAUAAUAUUUGUGGAACCACAGAUGGAUGUUUCUCAAAUUGCUCAAGCGAUAGGUCGAAUUGAUCGGAUUGGUCAAAAAAAGGAAAUGAUGGUACAUCACUUUGUAGUUUACGAUUCUAUCGAAGAACAAAUCUAUUACAAGUACUCUCAAAAUCAGGAUAAAGAUUGGACGGUACAAAACAUUGUGCAUCUUCUUGAUUUAAAAGAUAAUGGUGAAGACAUAAUGUAUGAAGAAUAA
Cercopithifilaria johnstoni is the source of this 3294-nucleotide messenger RNA. The record is from the annotation of a GenBank genome assembly. NCBI's taxonomy places the organism in Eukaryota, Metazoa, Nematoda, Chromadorea, Rhabditida, Onchocercidae.